Suillus bovinus is the source of this 1619-nucleotide messenger RNA. RefSeq lists its product as uncharacterized. Gene Ontology annotation, molecular function: protein binding. The record is from RefSeq and is a predicted model, not a curated record. Lineage: Eukaryota; Fungi; Basidiomycota; Agaricomycetes; Boletales; Suillaceae. Bases 412 to 1407 code for a protein of 331 amino acids. The transcript has 3 exons.
UGUUGAAAUCUGAGGAUGCCGAUCGAACGCAGAAAUAAUAGCCAAUAGUACUAGAUGCUCAUACCAUGGAGAAGCAUUGAGCUAUAGCGACAACUUGAAAGUGGCGUUGCACUAUGUAGACACUGGUUGGAUUGCCACAGCCCUAGUUUCAAUAUCAUCACAUGCCAGUGGUUUUUCUUCCUGUAUAUCUCCUUAUUCACUAUCACGUAAAAUCUUGCUUUGCAGAUUCGCAGGUUGAUCUGAACAUCGACGUACAAAAGGCCACGAGGUCAAAGAAGACACUAUGAAUUUCGAAUGCAGUGGUAUGCGCCCUAGUAACAGGCAACCUGGCCAGUUCGAUUCUCUUAGUUUUUUCAGAGCCUCUUCAUCACCCCACAACCACAUCCAAGUUUCAACUGAUCAUAAUCGCCAAUGGAAUCGCCAAUGGAAACUUGUGCUUCAGCCCCGUUCGAUCACGCUAAAGCAGACGUUAUUUUACGAUCAGCUGAUGGCGUAGAGUUUCGAGUUUUCAUGCUCUUCCUCUCUCUUGCCUCUCCGUUCUUCGAAACGUUGUUCGACCUCCCUCAGGCAUCCGAUGAGGCAUCCGAUCAAGAGAUGAAGGAUGGCCUAGCGGUCAUCACAGUGUCCGAGGACAGCAAAACUCUAGAUUCGUUUCUUAGGUUUUGCUAUCCAUCAACGAUGGCGGAAGAUCCUUGCCUUGAAGACCUCACAGAGGUUCUCCCUGUGCUCGCAGCUGCAAGAAAGUAUUCACUAGACCUGAUCGAGAGAAAAGUAUGCCAGGCUCUGGCCAAUCCCAAGGUUCUUGAGACAGAGCCCCUUCGCUGCUUCGCCAUUGCAAGGAAUGCACGGCUCAAGCAUGAAACUAUCACCGCUGCCAGGCACAACUUACGGAAACCCUUGAUUCCUGCGUUAUUUCCAGAGAUCAACCUGAUCUCCGCAUCCGACUUUCUUGCCCUACUAACAUACCACAAAAAAUGCAUCGUCGCUGUACAAGCCCUACUGAAGGACCUUAGAUGGAUGACAAGUAAUUAUGGCAGUUUAGAUGGCUGCGGUUGGCUGUUCAAUCGUCCAUCCCCCUCCCCCUCUCCCUCCCGCCACUCUUACUCCCACCAUGAACGUGACCAGUACUGCUGUGGACAGGGUACAGACGCACGAUUCUUUCCUUGGAAUACCGCUCCACUCGCAUGGUGGACAACAUAUAUGCAGGAGGUAUACGAGCUGUUACAGGAUAGGCCGUCUGGCGAUACUGUGAGGGCGGCAGCGGACAGGACAAUCCAAAAGGUCAGAAGUGCGGACUGUGCUGCUUGCUCUGGCCGCGUAAAAGAAUGCAUGACGGAGUUCAGCAACUUGUUUGCUCUGAAAGUCGACGAGGCUGUCGCUCCGAUCGAGCUGGAGAUGGAGUUUUGAUCGUGGUGAUUCUCAUAUCUAUACAAUACUGUGGCAAAACCCUUUCUCGACGUGAUCUGGCAGAUCAAAUCUAUGAACCUAUGCCAGUACCGCCCCAGUGUCCAGUAAUCAUGAAUCGGUCAGAUAUAGAAAUUGAACGUUGAACUUGACAGUCAAGAAGGGAACUGCAAUAGUACUAAGGGUUAUUUAGGGGAGGCCUGACCGUGUAGAAA